UCGUGAACAUUUUAUGGUAAUUUUUCAGAUUAACACCCGCACGAUCUUCACUAGAGUGUUAGGGUUAGGGUUAGUUUUAGAGUUAGAGUUAGGGAAUUCCGUCCCUAACCGUAACCCUAAACACUAACCCUAACACCCUAGUGAAGAUCGUGCGGGUGUUAAUCUGAAAAAUUACCCUUUUUAGUGCCCGAAGAGUAAAUUUUAAGAUUUUAUUUUUAUUUUAUUAACUAUCGCAGUCUGCAUAGUAUUUUGUUGUGAAAAAUUACCACUUCCGUCUGUACUUCUUUCCCGAGAUUGUCUAAGCCAUAGUUUUGUUCAUGCACCAAUAAAUUAAACCCAGAAGCUAACUAUAACAAGUGCGUGGUUUCCCGGUCUGUGGUGCAAAAUGGUUAGGAAUCAUUGACGUAGGCAAUAGAAAUCUGAGUGAACAGACAUAUUUUUGUCUUAGGCCUCAUUGAAGUAUAUCCUGUUCACUUAGCCAGAAUAGGAAUAUUCAGGAAUAGAAGACGCUGGUUAUGAACAUCUACAAUACAUCGAGAGGAAAAUACUUCAUGGAAACGUCCUUCAUUCUAAACACGAAUACACUGAGUUGAAAACAAAAGGUGUGUUCCAUGGUUUUAAAUGAAGAUACUAGGCAAUUGCAUAAAAAUGUUGAGAAAUUUUCACCUUUAAACGUCAUUAUGUAGACCUGAAACAACCAAAAGCAGAUCCUAACACUAAAGCUAUUGAGAAAGCUAAGACUGUCCUAACACAAAUGCUCAGAUGAAUUUUACCAAAAUUCAGAUAUUCUCACUUUUCAAGCAGUUUUCAGCAAAUAUUUUAAUUCUAUGUCAGUUUCAGAUUACUGUAUAAUCUCCCUGAUAUUUCAACUGUACUUCAUAAGCCACUACUGAAAAUAUUAAAUUUCUUCAACUUGUAGAAUUCUCAGGUACAAGAAAAUUUCAAAUUACCUGUUUUAGCAUGUCUAGAAAUGUAACAAAAUGAUUAAUUAUCAAGCUAUUUGAAACAAAGAAAAUUUCAUACAUGCAUAAGCAACAAGAAAUUGUUUUUAGUAACAGAUCUAAAAUUGUAAUUUUCACUCAGAUCUGCUCACUUAAACCCAGUUUAUGCCUAAGGCCUAACAACACAAAUCUGCUUCAUCUUAAGUCAUGUGGUUAUGGGAUAUGGCAAAGUAGCAGAUGAGAAUGCAUUAACCACAGUACUUUCAAACUUGCACACAAGUAGCUUGGGCUAUAUCAUUAUUCUUCAUUGAAACUGAAGCAGAAACAGAGUCUGACAGUCCUCUGAGCAACUGACAUGAUCUUUCUAGGACUCCACAACACACCUUCAUUGUCUGAAAAGGGAAUAUAAAUGGUGAUCUAAACAUUAUUGACUUUGAUUACACUGGAUAGUUAAAUGCCACAAGAAGAGGCUCAAAAUAAUAUAAUCAAUUAAAAUCAUAGUAUGGCUACAUUCCAAUGACUGAAACCAAUAAAAUAACAUGUUUAUGUCUGAAUAAAAAAUAUAUGCAUGUAUUUAUACAUAUAUCUGUAAUGUGCACAGAUUAAAGAGUGUAUAAAUUGUAUUUCUCUUUAAAUAGAGAGAUAAAAGAAAACCAGGAUGAUUGGGUAAAAGGAACAAGAGUAUGAUAGUAAAAACAAAAUGAUUGGAUGGGGGUGGAAAAGAAGAGAAGUGAUGUUGAUACUUUGUACAGAAAGAUUGAUUGCCAAGUAUAUCGAGGACAGGAUAGUGGUAUGAAGGAGAGUGAAUGCAAGCAGGUCUAGUGCCAUCCCUCAUUACACAAGAGUAUGGCACAGGGAGAAGGGAGCAAAUGUUAGAGAUGAGAUAAUCAGAGGGGUAUAAUGGCAUUACAAUACAGGCAGCAUAGUACAGUAAAUGGGUAAGAUUCUUUGGUGUUCUUGAAAUAUUAAUUUUAUUGAUUCAUUUACAUUUUGACUUGAAAAAUCUACUUUUAAGCCAAUGUCACAUUGACUCUAAAAUGUAUAUGAAAUUUAUUUUUAUUUUUCUGUUUCCUGCAAAUGUAUUUAGUUCUCUUUUAUUUCCUUGUGAAACUAAUAUUUCUAAUAUUUUCAAGAAUAGAUUAGUAAUGCAUAUAUGAGCUUUUUGUGUGUUUAGCAGAAUAUACUCAGUUGCAAGAACAUGAGCCAAGUUUGUAAUACCAAGAAAACUUCUUUCUUUCCUCCCACCAUUCUAGGAGGUCCUGAAAAAGACCAUGGUGAUUUAGCUCCAUUUAACCAACAACCUCUGCUUAGAGGUCUACUCAAGAGGUGACAAGAUCAACAAAAGAAAAGAACAAUCACCAAAAUCAGUACACCCACAGAUACUAUGAAAUCCUCAUGAAGUUUUUUCUUUGCCCAUUAAUUUAGAUUCUAUGAUGUAUUUGUUUUUUUAUGCUUAAAUCAGAAAAAGGACAGCAGGAGUUAAUUUUUUACAUGGUCUCUGAGACAAGUGAAAGACAGUUAUAAGUAUAAAUAGCCCAAAUGCUUACACACAAAGUCAGCUUAAGUUGACUGGUUGUGACAUUAAACUGGGUAUUGGACUUCAUCUACCAUUCAAGAAUAGGAACAAUCAUUUUAGUGAGCUUUCACAGUUUCUGUCUACCAUGUUUAACUCACAAGGCUUUUGUAGAAGACAUUUGUGCAAGAUGCCAUGUAGUAGGAUUGAUUCUAAUAUUAUAUGCUAAAAUAAAUUUCUGAAGUACACUUCUGUCUCCUAAUUACUGGCCUGAUAAAAAGAUAUUUGUGGGAAGAUAUCUGGUCAUUGAGUGUGAGACAGGAAAUGUUGUAGAUUGAUAUUCAAGUACUGUAUUAAUAAGAACACCAACAGUUUUCUGGACAUAAGCUAGCUGCAUUAUAGGAAACAUAAACACAAGAGUUAACUUUUCCACACUGAGUGUAUUGUGAAAUUCUUUAAUGUGCAGCAGUAAAACAUGUUUAUCAACAAAAGAGUAACUGGUUCUCAGAACAAUCCUUUCUAAUACCUGGUUGUGGCAAUCAAGAUUUCUUUCUUUUCUCUUAUUGAAAGUCAUUUCAUAUAAAUGUAAAAUUAGAAUAAAUGUUUUUUGAAGUGUUUUUACAAUUGUUCAAAGCAGAAGAAAAAUACAUACAAGGUCACUAGAUUUAGUCAUCAGUGGGUUCUAGAACUUGUUUUAAACUAUGUAGACAUUCCUGUAACAGUGAAAUAUAUAUGCUAAAAUAUUCUAAACAUUGAAAAAUAUAAUAGAUAAAGUUAGAAAAUUCAAUGCACAAACGAAGCUGAGUAGAAAGAAGUUUGCGUCUUAACUACAUGGUUCCAGGUUCAGUCCCACAGCAUGGCACCUUGGACAAGUGUCUUUAACUAAAGUCUAGAGUCGACCAAAGCCUUGUGAAUGGAUUUGUUAGACAGAAACUGUGUGUGUGUAUGUGCCAAAUCGGCCGAUGAAAUCCUUUGAGUUAUAUAUUUCUGCAUCCCGAAUGAAAAUCUCAGUGAGCUCCACUUUGCCCUUCACCCUUCUGGGAUCCAUAUAUAAAGUAAUGAUCUAAGGCAGUGGGUCGGCAGAUAUAUUAGAGCGUCAGACGGGAUGCCGUAUUCUAUUUGUUGCAGGUCUUUGUGUUCCGAGUCUAAAUCCCACGAUGGUCUGCUUGGAGAGUAGAUUUAAUCUGUCUCCCAGUUUAACAACUUGGUUCCUUAGUGCUUUUAGAGGAGCCACUCUCUUUUCAGUAACCAGACCAGGUUUCCAGUUUAAGAAUACCUCCUUCUCUCCCUUCCAUCAGUCUCGGAGGCCCUUGUAAACACCAGCAACAAGUUUAUUUCUUUAUUAAUUUUAUUCAAAAUGUACAAACAUUUUAUUAACCUAUUAACACUGUAUAGAUAUUCUCAAUAUAAUUAUUCGGGCAUAUUUUUAAAAAUGAAGAGAUUGAGAAUAAGUUACCCAGGAGUGCGUUAAGUCAGAUUCAUGAACUCAUAUUUUUAGUAAUGUAAACAAAGCAAGUAAAAUCUCAGUUUCUUCAUAAGAAUUGAUAGUUCAUAAUGAGUGUCUGUUUUCUAACGAAAAUUCAAACCUAAACUCUACCCAAUAAAAACUAGUCCUGAAAUAUAACUUCUAAUUUCUGUCUGAGCGGGUUGCCCUCUCUUCUUCGCGGAGCAAAGGAGUUGUAAGGAAAUAUGCAACCAAAAGAAAACAAAUAUUUAAGAGAGAGAGAAGGGGGAAGAGAGAGAAACGGAGAUAUGCAGAGAGAAAAGAAGAGUGCGUUUAUGCCUGUUGAGAAAAAUGACACAGAAAGAAAGAGUGUGAGUGAGCGAGCGUAUGUGAAGAAAAAGAGUGUGUGUGUGUGUGUUUGUAUAUGUAUGUGUGUGAGUGCGCAUGUGUAAAAAGAGAGGGAGAGAGGAGAGGAAAGAAAGGAAGAGAAAAGAUGUGUUGAAGAGUAUUGCAACAAACCAACUUCCGGUUAUAAUCAAGGGAAAUAACUUCUGUAAUUGUCAUAACAUAUAAAUGACUAAGAUUUGAAAAUUUAUUGCUAUAUUGUCUUUAUCUGACUUGGAAAUGACCAACUGAAUAUCAUAUCAGGGGAAUUAUUCUUGUUUAUUUUUAUUCACAUUUGGAAAAUCUUAAGGCUUAUGUAGUUAAACUCAAAUGAAACUAGAUGAUUAUUUUCUAUUAGUGAAAUUUUAAAGAAGUUUACAUAAUUUAUUUAUUAUGAAUAAAUACAUUGGUAGGGUUGAUCAUAUGAAAAAUUCAAAUAUGCAUCAAAUAGAAAAGCCAUUCAAGUGCAACUUCUGUGAGAAGUCUUAUUCUUGUUCAGCCCAUUUACUACGGCAUGUCAAAACUCACUCUGGAGAAAAAUCUCACAAAUGUACUAUGUGUGAGAAAGCAUUCUACAACUCUUGGGAUCUUACCCGACACAUGAAAAUACACACAGGAGAGAAAAAAUUUCGUUGUGAACUUUGUGAUAAAUCUUUUUUACGGUCUACCAGUCUUACAGAACAUAUGGCUGUGCACACAAAAGAAAAACCAUAUUCCUGUGAACUUUGCACAAAAGCUUUCUCACGCACAAGCCAUUUAAAUGCACAUCUGAAAAUACACUCUGGCAUUAAAACUUUUAAAUGUGAUCACUGUGUGAAAGCAUUUUUUAAUUCCUGGGAACUUUCACGGCAUGUAAAAAUACACACCGGUGAAAAAAAACAUAUCUGUACUUUUUGUACUAAAGCUUUUACACGACCAAGUAGUUUAAAAGAACAUUUAAAAAUUCACACAACAGUAAAAACAUUCAAAUGUGUCUAUUGUGUUAAAUCUUUCACACGACCCAGUCGGCUUGCAUCUCACUUGCGUAUGCAUGCUGGAAUCAAACCUUAUUCAUGUAUGCAUUGCAAUAAAGCUUUUUUGAACUCUUGGGAUUUAACACGACAUACUCGCAUUCAUACAGACGAAAAACUUUUCAAGUGUCAGCAUUGCCAGAAAGCAUUUCUCAGAUCUAGCAGCCUCAAAGAACAUAUUAGAAUACACACAGCUGAGAAACCAUACAAAUGUGAAUGCUGUGGCAAGUGCUUCACUCGUUCUCGUGGACUUAGGGAACAUUCUCGGGUACAUGCAGAAGAGAAAGCAGGUUGCCAGCACUGUGGAAAAACAUUUUCCUGUUCAAACCAUUUAUCUCAGCAUUUAUGUGUGCAGACCAAUGGCCAGAUAUUUUAAAUAUAUUGUUUCUCUUUUUAUCAACUGUGUGAUGAAUUUUAAUAGUUUUCUAACUAUUAAUGUGCUUUUAAGCAAUCUUUUUUUAUCUUAACUAUUUGUGACUAAUAUGUUUGUCUAUGUGCAUGUAAAAAAAGGAAAUGAAAUCUCUCUCUCCUUAGGGUAAUUCUGGGUUCCUUCAAAUACAAUUCCAACAGAUACAAAAUUGUUUAACAUCAUCAAUAUCAUUUAAAUCAUACUGAAUCUUGCAUUGGAAAUAACAUUUUAUGUUUAAAAGUCAUUAAGUUUUUGAAUUGUUAUAAAAAUGCUUAGUAACUUGCUCUGGUACGGUUCUUAUUUUCUGAAAGAACUUUUUCUUUUCCUGUGUACUAUUUAAUGUUUUGAAUUAUUGGAAGCUACUUGAUAAAACAUAUGUGAUAUGUUUGCAGAAUACACCAUUAUUUGGCAAAAUUGAAUGCAAAUCUAUGCCAGCCAUUGAUAUUGCUUUUAAAGAUUUUGAUAACAAAAAAGGUGUUUUACUAUCUUCAUUAUUCUUGUUAACAAGAAUAAUGAAGAUAGCAACUAAAAAUGUAUUAUAUUUCUCCAUUGUGAACAUUUUAUAUAACUGGAAUUUUAUUACUGAUGUUUUUCUAAUAAUUUCAAAAUAUUGCACCAUUUUUCUUGAGAUAUUUCAUAAUUUCAUAAAAUAUAACCUACUAUUUUAAAUAAUAGGUUUGUUUUCAUAUCUUUUUGUUACUUUUAGUAUAGUAUGUCCCCACUCAUAAUAAUAGAAGUAAAAGAAAAUAGAACUUGAUGGAAAAUUGCAAAUUUAGAUAUUAAAUUUACUUUUCUGUGUUAAUCUAUAUUUUCUGUUUAAAAAAUGAAGCAUUUUUUUCUUCUUGAAUUAGGAAUAAAGAAAGCAAGCAGAAGUAUUUAAAAUAUUUCUGUAAAUGUGAAUAAAUAAUAAAUAAAAAAUACUUUCUGUUAAUUUAAAAACUGAAUAGAAAGUUAUGAUAAAUGUGAAAAACUUUCAUUUCUUAUGUAAUAACUGCUUAUGAAUAAAUUACAUAAUAACCACAAAACAGUUUUUUCAUAUUUAAUUACUUUGUAUAUAAGAUUUAAAAUCAUAAUAUUUUACUCGCCAUAAGUUACUAUGUAAACUGUAUUAACAGUAACAAAAUAUUGAAUUUUUUUUUUUUGUGUUAUGUCAGCGUUUUUUCAAAAUCAAAUAUUUUUUACAUGCAUUUUUUCUAUGCUAGCAAAAUUUAGGUUUUAUAAAUUUAAACAUUUGCAUAAAUGAUUGACUAAAUACUUUUCUCAUGCAAAUUUCUAAACUCUGAAGAAAAAAAAAAAUUAAUUUUUACUUUCUCAUGCCAAGAGUAAUAUUCUGUGCGGUUUACCAAUAUUUGUAUGCUGCUUUUUGGCUUGUGAUAGUUGUCUAUAUUUCUGUGAGUGCAGUAUUGCUGAAGAGUGAAACAAACUUUAUGCCUUUUCAAGUACAAAUUAGAAUAAUUUUGAAUCAAAUUAAAAUAAUCGCAAAACAAAUUAAACUAACCUUGAAGCAAGUUAGUUUUUUUUCUGAUUAAGUUAUGCCAUUAAACAAUACUUCUGAUACAUUAAUUUAAUGAGUUGUAGAUUAGAAUUUAAUUUUCUCUGGCAGCACUUUUGGCUGAGUAUCAAAACAUCUUUCAUAAGUGUAUGGGAACCAACUGUUUUGGAAAUACAAAACAGUCACUCUGACUGUGAAAUGCAUUUACAUCAGUAAAAUAAUUUCUUUUAUCAAUCCUUAUGGUGAAUGUAAAACUUCACAAAGAUUCUUCAACAUUGUGACCAUUUGUUUAACCAUUUAACUAGUGACUCACUAUAUUCAUGUUCUGUAUUCUUUGUCAUGGACAAACGUGAUGCACAAUCUCUGCAAAGCCAAUUAUAUGCUGUUGUUUUCUUAACACCAUGUGUGUAGCAGUAAUAGAUUUCAUAUCUCAUUCAGUAGCAGACAGUACAUGUAUAUAAGUUUCAAGUGAAAAUUUCUUGUGUGUCCUUCAGUUGCUUGUUUCAGACCUUUUGAAAUAACAGUGCUUGUAGCUGGAGACAAGCUAUUGUUGCUUUGAGACUCACUAUUAUCAUCCGUAAGUAAACGUAGCAUUGUAAACUUAAGUCAAAUAAUGAAAUGAAUACAAAUUUAAAAUGAGUUUGAAGGUGGCCACAAAUAGAAUACUUUCUUACUUUUGCUGCUUAUAUACUGGUUCAUUUUCUAACCACUCAAACUUAACCCUUGCUCUCCUCAUAGUCACUUUAUAUAAAAAAAAGAAAGAGAAGGAUCAGUGGUCCGUCUCAAACCAUAGGUUCAUUAAGUUAGUUUCUGUGGCAUAUAUAUUUCCCUACUGGACACCAGUCUGUCACAAGGUUACUCAAUUUUGCCAGCUGAGUGGACUGGAGCUAUGUGAAAUGAAGUGUUUUGCUUAUGAACACAGUGCAGGAAUUGAAACCACAAUCUUAUGAUCAUGAGUGCAACACCCCAACCACUAAGCCACAUACCACCACAUACUUAGUAUACCUCUUUUUUCAUGUUUACUUUGUUUUCUCUAGCUGUCGUGUACUUCAUCACUGAUAGUCCCCUCAACUUCUGGUAAUUAUAAUUAAAUGGAAUUGUUUUUCUGAUCUGCCAGAUUAUGCAUUUUUUGAUUAUCUUAACACACCUAAGCAAAUACAGUAUUUAGACCUUGCAUUCUGGUAUUGAAAUGCUGAAGAUUAACUCACAUGAAGGUAAUAUUCCAGCAUUGUUUUACCUGUGAUGGCUAACACAAUCUAAAGAACAUUGCCAACCAUUCUAAACAUUCUUCAGUAGUGGGGAAAAAUCACAAUGUAACAAAGGUACCUGCAUACUUUUUAAAUAACAUAUUUAAUUGAUUGUGUGUUCAAAGCACAUUUCACCAGUGAAGAAUGGCCAUAAAAAAUAAGGAUGAUGGUGUGUAUGUGCACACAUAUACAGGAGUCUUUUUUUAUUUUAUGUAGUGAAUCAGGCAGACCCAUGCACAAACUUCUCCAAUGUCAGAAUUCCUUUAGAGUAUACAAUGAUUUAAAUGUGAACUAGAUGAAAUUUCUGUAUUUCAUGCAGUCUUCAUAUGUAUGUGUUUCUGAUAUAUUUUAGACUAUACUCUUAGCACUGAAUUAUGUAUUCAAAAUAGAUGUAUCACUUCUAAAUAAAUGAAUUUCUUUUCAAAUUAUUAUUAUUAUCAUUCUUAGGGCAUUGGAUUGACAAAAUCAAUAGAACAGCGAACAAAAAGUGUUUUGAUAGAGUCCUGUAUCAGUCAAGUAUUGGGUUCUGUGCAUUUGAUUAAACCUUCCUCUCAAAAUUUCAGUCCUUGUGCCUAUGAUAGAAAACUCUCAUUAUCAUAUCAUUAGAAAUUAUUUCUUAUGAAGUGCAGUGGAUCUUGCUAUAACAGAGUAUUUAGUUUUGUGACUUUUUGUUCUUUGAGUUAACUUUACCUUUAAUCUUUAUAGAAUCAUUAAGCUAUAUCUAAAAAUAUUUUAACCUGAUCAAUGAAGAAAGUGAAUAAAUAUUUAAAGUUUCAGUUGUUUCCCAUACCAAGGAUCUCUAGUUCAGGCAGCAAGCACAUUUUAUAUAAUGCAAGAGGUACAGAAAAGUGUGAGCAAUGAAACCUAAAGGUUUCAAAGUAAUUAUGAUAAAUAUGAUUUAUAAAUAGGAUGCAGAAAGUUCAGAUGAAUUAAGACAAUUACCUGAAUUAGUAACUUCAGAUAUUGUUAAAUUAUGAUUGAGUUUUGGUAUGGAAAUGUUCUUUUCAGUUGUUUCAAUAGAACCUCAUUUUUAUUUUGGAGAUAAGAGUAAUUUCUUCUAUAGCACUAAAUUUCUUUGUAAGCAACUAAAUGCUAUAGGUAAAGCAGUUGUCAAGUGAGAAAAUGUUAAAUAUUUAAAUUAGAAUGCUUUGUGUUAAAAUUUACACUUAACUUUCUCCCUAGUAGCUUGUUCUGAUAACUAUUAGAAAUAAAACUUGUAACAGAUCAAUAUAAGCUUGGAUCAUCCUGAGAAUGGCUCAGAUUUAUUUAUAGAUUAUCUGAGUUUCAUUUAGUUAUUUAAACACCUUUGAGUAUUUUAGAUGCAUGUAUCAUGGUUUUUAAUUUCAUUUUCUAAAAGUAACUCCCCAUCAUUAUUGUUAUUUCAUUAAAACUUUAUUUAUUUUUAUUUUCAAUGUAAAUUUGUUAUUAAUAUAUACUGGAAAGAAUCACAGUGCGAGUUGGUGCUACCUUUGUUUUGAUAUUUUUGUCUACUUAAAUCAGGCAUUGUUCUUAUAUUCACAGAUGUCAGAAUUGCUAUUUGAAACUAUUGUGAUUCAGUAAAAUACUCCUCACCUAUCUAUGUAAAAUGUCAAUGUUAUUUAUUUUUCUAAUAAUCGCUUUGAUAUGUGUCAAUAAAUUGUCUCAUUAAAAUUGUGAAAUAAUUUGUAAACUCUAA
Molecule: messenger RNA, 10115 nt
Organism: Octopus bimaculoides (California two-spot octopus)
Lineage: Eukaryota; Metazoa; Mollusca; Cephalopoda; Octopoda; Octopodidae
Biological process (GO): regulation of transcription by RNA polymerase II
Cellular component (GO): nucleus
Molecular function (GO): RNA polymerase II transcription regulatory region sequence-specific DNA binding; DNA-binding transcription factor activity, RNA polymerase II-specific
Source: RefSeq, a predicted model, not a curated record